GGACACUGGACAAUCCUUCCUUAGUAAUAAUCAUAAUUAAGCAAAGAUAUCACGAGUUACCUCUUCAUCCCAUCCUAAUGAAGGAGCUUCGCCCUGACUGACUUCGGGAGAUGGGAUUACUCAACAUAGCAGAUCAGACCCCACUGGUCCAGGCCAUAUUUAACCGAAAUCCAGGAGAAGUUCAGGUACUGUUGCACAAGGAGGAAGAUGUCAAUGCACUGGACCAAGAGGGCCGAACCCCUCUGCACGCUGCCGCUUACCUGGGCGAUGUUCACAUCAUGGACCUUCUCAUUCAUUCAGGUGCUAGUGUUAAUGCUAAGGACCAUUUAUGGCUGACUCCCCUGCAUCGGGCAGUUGCCUCCCGCAAUGAAAAGGCAGUGGGGCUGCUGCUAAAGCAAGGGGCAGAAGUGAAUGCGCGGGACAAGCUGUGGCAGACCCCGCUUCAUGUGGCGGCAGCCAAUAGGGCCACGCGGUGUGCCGAGGCCCUGUUUCCUUACCUGGGCAGCCUGAACGUGGCGGACUGUUCCGGCAAGACUGCUCUGCAUCAUGCUGCUCACAGCGGCCAUUUGGAGAUGGUGAUGUUGCUGCUAAACAAAGGGGCCACCUUCAGUGCUAGCGAUAAGAAAGAGAGACAGCCUAUCCACUGGGCGGCCUUUCAGGGAAACUUUGAAGUAGUGAAGCUGCUGGUCUCUCGGGGUGCGGACAUGGCGUGCAAGGACAAGCGUGGCUACACCCCCCUGCACGCCUCGGCUGCCAGCGGUCAGAUCGACGUGGUGAAGUACCUGCUGCAGCUUGGGGCCGAGAUCGAUGAGCCCAAUGCCUUUGGGAACACGGCGCUGCACCUGGCCUGCUACAUGGGCCAGGAGGCCGUGGCCAACGAGCUGGUCAACCAGGGCGCUAACGUCAACCAGCCCAACCAGUGCGGCUGCACCCCGCUGCACCUGUCUGCCGUGUCCACCAACGGUGCCCUCUGCCUGGAGCUGCUCGUCAACAACGGCGCCGAUGUCAACAUGCAGAGUAAAGAAGGGAAGAGCCCUCUGCACAUGGCUGCUAUUCACGGACGCUUCACCCGCUCGCAGAUACUCAUCCAGAACGGCGGGGACAUUGACUGUGUGGAUAAAUAUGGCAAUACUCCUCUUCACGUUGCUGCUAAGUAUGGCCAUGAACUGCUGAUCAGCACCCUGAUGACCAACGGUGCUGACACAGCCAGGCAGGGGAUGCAUGGGAUGUUCCCGCUGCACUUGGCCGUGCUCUAUGGGUAUUCAGACUGUUGUCGCAAGUUACUCUCCUCAGGUCAGCUGUACAGCAUCGUGUCCUCUCUGAGCCAGAAGCAGGUCCUGUCGGCUGGGUUCGACAUAGACACCCCGGACAGUAUGGGGAGAACCUGCCUGCACGCUGCUGCCUCUGGAGGAAAUGUUGAAUGUCUUAACUUGCUGCUGAGCAGUGGUGCCGACUUGAGUAAGAAGGACAAAUUGGGAAGGACUCCAUUGCACUAUGCCGCAGCCAAUGGAAACCAGCAGGUCACGGUUGCCCUGGUGAACGCAGGGGCUGAGGUCAACGAGCUUGACAGGAAAGGCUGCACCCCCCUGCACUACUCUGCGGCCUCUCAGGCCUUCUGCCGAGUGGAUAGGCAUUACUCGGGAAGUCGCCAGGAUGAGGACCGAGGCAAGGAGAGAUUUUUUUGCCUGGAGUUCUUGCUGGAUAACGGAGCAGAUCCGGCCAUGCGGAACCUAAAGGGUUACACCCCAGUUCACUAUGCAGCUGCCCAUGGCAACAAGCAGAGCCUUGAGCUGCUCUUGGAAAUGUCUUUCAACUGUUUGGGAGAUAUAGAGAGCACCAUUCCUGUUAGCCCUUUGCACUUAGCUGCCUAUAACGGACACUGUGAAGCGUUGCGCGUUCUGUCAGAGACGCUGGUGAGUUUGGAUGCCCGCGAUUCGGAGGGGCGCACCGCGUUGCAUCUGGCGGCCCAACAGGGUCACGACCCCUGUGUGGAGGUCCUGCUGGCCCACGGGGCCUCUUGCCUGAUCCCGGACCACCGCCGCAAAUGGACCCCUCUGCAUGUGGCCGCUGCCAUCGGCUACACAGUUUGCCUGCGCUUGUUGGUUAAAAGCGGGGAGAAGGCGGACCUCGCCGACAUCACAGACGCUCAGGGAGAGACCCCCCUGAUGCUGGCGGUGCUGGGCAGCCACACGGACUGUGUGCGCCUCCUGCUGGAGAAAGGGGCCCUGCCCAACCUGGGGGACCGAAGGGGGAGGACCGCUCUGCACCGUGCGGUGGUGAUGGGGUGUGAGGACUGCAUAUCUGCCCUGCUGGAGAGCCACGCCUCUGCGCUCAGUCAGGACUUCCAGGGUCGCUCCCCCCUCCACCUGGCAGCAUCCUGCGGGUGCACAGACCUCCUGAGGGGGCUGCUCCUGGCCUCCAGCGCUUCCCAACCACCAGCCUCCAUAUUGGACUGCUACCAGUACACCCCCACGCACUGGGCUGCCUACCACGGGCAUGAAGACUGUUUGGAAGUUUUACUUGAACACAAACCAUGUAGUAUCCAGGAAGGAAACCCUUUCACCCCAUUGCACUGUGCUUUGAUUAAUGGCCAUGUUGGGGCAGCAGAGCUGCUGCUGGAGAUCGGGGGCUCUCCACUGGUAAACAUCAGAGAUGCUAAGGGGAGGACCCCGCUGCAUGCGGCCGCUUUCACAGAGAACGUGGCCGGCCUGCUGCUGGUGCUCAGCCAGGGGUCGGAGGUCAACGCCGUGGACCACACCGGACGCUCCGCCCUCAUGGUGGCGGCUGACCGCGGGCAGACCGCCGCUGUGGAGAUCCUGCUGCACAGAGCCAAGGCUGACCUGACCCUGCUGGAUGUGAACAACAAUAUGGCCCUGCAUCUGGCCUGUAACAAGGGUCAUGAGAUGUGUGCCCUCCUCAUUCUGGGGGAAAUUGAAGACCUGUCACUCAUCAAUGCCACCAACAAUGCUCUGCAGAUGCCCCUUCACAUGGCUGCCAGGAAGGGCCUGGCCACAGUGGUGCAGGUGCUGCUGAGUCGUGGUGCCACAGUGCUGGCUGUGGAUGAGAAGGGUCACACCCCUGCCCUGGCCUGUGCACCCAAUCAGGAUGUGGCAGACUGCCUGGCCCUCAUCCUUUCCACCAUGAAGCCUUUUCCUCCCAAAGACCCCUCUGGCGCCCCCUUCAGCCUGAACCUGCUGAAGCACUGCGGCAUUGUGGCGGCCUGCAGCCCCCUGCCCAACGGAGGCCUGCACCACACCUACAGCAAGGACCGCCACGGCGCCCUGGGCGUGGACAGCUGCUUCUCCGAGUGACCCCGCCGCGUGCACACAUGCACACGCACACACACACACACGCACACCCGCACACGCACCUGCACACGCACACACACACACACACACACACACACACACACACACACACAAACAUGGCGUGUGUGUGUACAUAUCUAUCAAGGGUGCAGUCAAACCUAUAUGCAAUUAUAAGCCCCUCCCCAUACACGCAACCUCCAUAUGCUCCGCCCAGCGCAGCCCUGGGUGAAGCACUGUCCAGCCCAUUCAUGCAGUCCCUCAACACUCUGGUUUGUAGCUGUUCAUUCAGUUACAGGGCAGCCUCCGCUAUUUAUUUUUAACUUGUAGAAUUAAAAUGUAAAUGGAGUAGAAUGUCAAAGGCAAAAUCUAUCUGUAUUUGGCGGGUAAAACCUCUGCAUCCUGUGUAUUUGCUGACAUGGGUCCAGUCAGGCUAAGUAGUUGACAGGAAGGCCCGGACCUGGCGAGGCAGAGAAAGAGAGGGUUGUUGUGGCUGAUAUGGGUUUGACUGUACAGCAAAGGGAAAGGGUGCAGAGAAACUCUCAUUUUAACUACAGGUAACGCACUAGGCAACAUGCCUGACAGCUUGAGCAACGCGAACUAAAGAAACCAUUUCUUAUUGGUAAUAAGCAAUCUGAUUGUAUUCAGGAGUUAAGA
This is a messenger RNA of Conger conger (European conger), 3962 nucleotides long. Its product is annotated as serine/threonine-protein phosphatase 6 regulatory ankyrin repeat subunit C-like. Gene Ontology annotation, molecular function: protein binding. The transcript is spliced from 28 exons. The coding region runs from base 111 to 3311 and encodes 1066 amino acids. Gene Ontology annotation, cellular component: cytoplasm. NCBI's taxonomy places the organism in Eukaryota, Metazoa, Chordata, Actinopteri, Anguilliformes, Congridae. The record is from RefSeq and is a predicted model, not a curated record.